AUGGCUGCUGCUGCGGCUGCCGGUGUGUCGGAACCGCCAAUGGUGGAGCAAGUGAUCACUGAAUUCUUCGCCAAGAGCCUCCACAUCAUCCUGGAGUCGCGCUCACCGUACGAUUCGUCGCGGAACUUCACACGACGGCCCUCCCCGCCGUCGUCGCCGCUGGCUGGCAGCCAGCCACGUGACCGGUGGUUCAACCUUGCUCUCCGGGACUGCCCUGCCGCACUUGAGAAUUUUGACCUGUGGAGACAGAGCAACCUUGAGCCUCUGGUCAUUGACAUUGUCCUCCUGCAACGUGACAAUACCAGAACCGCCAGUGUCGGGGCCAGCAGGAUCAUUGAGAGGUGGGUAAUAAAGUAUGAAACUACCAGGUCUCGCAAUGUUAUCAAGAAUGGUGGCAAGAAAGCUAGAAGCAGCUCUUCUCAGGAUCAUAGCUUGUACAGGAGGGCAUACAGUGGCUCGACAGUGUUAUUCCGGUCACUAUAUCUGGUUGUCAGGCUCUUGCCAGCAUACCAUCUCUUCCAGGGGCUCAAUUCAUCUGGAAGGAUCUUGCUGGAGUUGGCUGCAGUACCAGAGCAAUCCACACCGAUGCCACCUGAGCUUAUAAAGGAUUAUGUUGGAAGCCCCACAACAGAUUUUCUUAGGAAGCUCGAUUCCCUACCUUCAGAUGGCAUUGCACCUGCAUGUUUUCCAGUGACCAGGCGGCACAGUUGUAGCACCGAGCAUGGAGUUAGACCAUCGGCAUCGCCAUUUCCUAUGAGUUCAGAACCCCAUGGACACCUACAGCCACGCAUGCCUACCGAUAAUUCUCUGACAGCAUACUCAAAUCCACAUAACACAUCAUCAUCUGGGAAGAAGAGAAAUACAGUAAAUGAAGAGUGUUAUCCAUCACCACCUCUGUCGCCGUCACCAUCCCAUUCGCCUUCUAGCUACCCAAGAAAUCCUUUCUUCCGAUAUGAGAGUGCUCCUUUAAGUAUUCCCACAGUGAUGGCUGGUGGAGGUGGUAGCAGGCUGCCUCCUUCUCCACGUAGGAAGGAUAAGCAACAAUGCUCAUCUCAAAAUGAGAAUCUGACACAUUCUCCCAAUGAUAAAUCAAUACUAUCAAAGGAUUUGGUCAAGCUUAGUGAGUUUCAGAAUGAGAAGUCUUUGCAAAAGGUUUUAUCUUUUGGUAAUGAUGAUUUGAUGUAUUUUCGUGGACUAAAGUUGACUCGUACCUCCAGUAAACUUUUCAUCAUGGAUGAACUGGAUGAACGGGAGUUAGUUUUUGCAUGGGAAGAUAAAGACACCAUCAUUGAUCAGCUUAGAAGGAUUGACAUAUCUGACAGGGAGGACCAAGGACCGUCUCAGGAAGUAGGAGGCUCAUUAACCAGGUCUCCAGAUGCAGCAAUUGGUAUUCUUAUGCGCAUCCUACAGAAUGCCCCUGGCCUCAGGGAAAGGCUACUACUGCCAGGCCCUAGUUCUCCAGUUCCUCAAGAACCUUCUUCACUCCAGAGGGUAGUGACCGAGGAACAUGGCAGCAGGGCAUCAAGCUCUGCAGGGGUGCCUUCCGCUCUUCUGAGGUCAAGGACAGCGGCGGACGCGCUGGAGGAGCUGAACAAGUACAAGGAGAUUAAAGAAUCGAUACUGAACCGCAGCAAAGGGCAUCCCUGCAGCACCAAGCUGCUGGAGGAGAAACCCGCGGAUGGAGAUCCAUAG
This is a messenger RNA of Miscanthus lutarioriparius, 1692 nucleotides long. NCBI's taxonomy places the organism in Eukaryota, Viridiplantae, Streptophyta, Magnoliopsida, Poales, Poaceae. The record is from the annotation of a GenBank genome assembly.